Molecule: messenger RNA, 3303 nt
Organism: Entelurus aequoreus (snake pipefish)
Lineage: Eukaryota; Metazoa; Chordata; Actinopteri; Syngnathiformes; Syngnathidae
Product: zinc finger protein 260-like
Exons: 3
Coding region: 325-2337 (670 amino acids)
Biological process (GO): central nervous system development; regulation of cytokine production; negative regulation of transcription by RNA polymerase II
Cellular component (GO): nucleus
Molecular function (GO): DNA-binding transcription factor activity, RNA polymerase II-specific; RNA polymerase II cis-regulatory region sequence-specific DNA binding
Source: RefSeq, a predicted model, not a curated record
UCUCGCGAGAUCUGACAACACUGCGUGCGAACCAAACAUGGCGAGGGUAAAACAAGAUGGCGUCUGACAGUGAAGACAGUCGUCACAGUUCAGUGUUCUUAAUCUGUGCGUCCAUGUACACAUAUAUGUCCUUUAUUAGACUCUAUUAAAUAGAGUCAACAUCGUUUAUAACUGUUUGCAUCCGGUUAUAUUAGUCUGAGCGCACUUUGGUGCUUCGCGAGUUAGCUUAGCUUGUUAGCUGCUAACAAAGAGAGGCGGAAUUGAUCAAAACACAUCGCUAAGCAGAGAUCAAGUGUGAGUGUAAAGUGUUGUGGUUGUGUGAAAAUGUGUGAAAGAACGAUAGCAGCGUACGAGGAGGAACUUUGUCCAACAAAAGAGGAGAAGGAGCGACAACAUCAAAAACAUCAAGUUGUGUUACACAGAACAGACAUCCAUCAGCUGAUUGGACACCAAGGAGAAUGUCUCUCUCAUCUGCAGGGGGACAGUUUCAUUUUAGAGGAUCCACAGCCCUCACAUUUUAAAGGGGUCGAGGAGGAUCUACAGCCCCCUUAUUUUAAAGAGGAAGAGGAGGGAGAGUGUCCUGUAGGGCAGGAGGAAGCUGAUCUCAGCCAGUUUCCACUGACUGUUGUCUCUGUGAAGACCGAAGACCAUGAAUACAAACCACCUGAGUCCUCACACCUUCAUCACAGUCCAAAACAUCUUCUCCCUGAGCAACAGAAGUGGAGCUUCAGGGUGGAGCCACAGCCCUCCCACAUUAAAAAGGAAGACAAACACCCACUGAUCCCCCAUUUUAAAAAGGAAGAGGAUGACCCACUGACCACUUACAUCAAAGAGGAAGAGGAGGACCCACUGAUCUCCCAUUUUAAAAAGAAAGAGGAGGACCCACUGACACCCCAUUUUAAAGAGGAAGAAGAGGACCCACUGACACCCCAUUUUAAAGAGGAAGCGGUGGAUCCACUGAGCCCUCACAUUAAGGAGGAAGAGGAGGACCCACUGAGCCCUCACAUUAAUGAGGAAGACCCACUGACCCUUCACAUUAAAGAGGAAGAGGAGGACCCACUGACCCCUCACAUUAAAGAGGAAUGGGAGGACCCACUGAGCCCUCACAUUAAAGAGGAAGACCCACUGACCCCUCACAUCAAAGAGAAAGAGGAAGACCCACUGACACCCCAUUUUAAAGAGGAAGAGGAGGACCCACUGACCCCUCACAUUAAAGAAGAAGAGGAGGAACACAGCAUCAGUCAGCAGGGAAAGCAUCUUGAAGGACUGGAGGAGGUUGAUGUCACCAAGAUGCCAGUAACUGGUGUCCCUGUAAAGAGUGAAGAUGAUGAGGUCAAAAGUGAAAGUGAGGAGAAGAGAGAGGCGGAGCCUCCAAGCAGCAGCUCAACUCAACACAUGACAACAGAAGCUGAUGGAGACCACUGUGGAGGAUCACAAGCAGACAAGCUCUUAGCUCCAAUAUCAGAUAGUGAGGACACAACAUCACAUUCUUCUGACACUGAUGAUGAAGACUCUAAAGAUAAGACAUGUCACACUGACAACACACACUUCACAUGCUCUCACUGUGACAAAACUUUUAAAUACCGUGGUAAUCUGAAAGUGCACAUGAUAAUACACACUGGAGAAAAACCUUUUUCCUGUUCAAUCUGCAGUAAAUAUUUUGCUCGAAGGCACGAUUUGAAAACGCACAUGAGUACACACACUGGAGAAAAACCUUUUACAUGUUCAAUCUGCAGUAAAGAUUUUGCUCGAAGGAACUAUUUAAAAACACACAUGAGUACACACACUGUAGAAAAACCUUUUACAUGUUCAAUCUGCAGUAAAGAUUUUACUCGUAGGCAGUAUUUGAAAACACACAUGAGAAUACACACUGGAGAAAAACCCUUUUUCUGCUCGGAAUGUGGAAAAAGUUUUGGAACAAAUACAAAUUUACAAUUACACAUGAGAACCCACACUGGAGGAAAACCUUUUUCAUGUUCAAUCUGCAGUAAAAAUUUUACUCACAGUCACCAUUUGAAAACACACUUGAGAAUACACACUGGAGAAAAACCAUUUUCCUGCUCAGAAUGUGGAAAAAGUUUUGUAACAAAUACAAAUUUAAAUUUACAUAUGAGAACCCACACUGGAGGAAAACCUUUUUCAUGUUCAAUCUGUGGUAAAGAUUUUACUCGCAAUCACCAUUUGAAAGCACACAUGAGAAUACACACUGGAGAAAAACCUUUUUCCUGCUCAGAAUGUCGUAAAGCUUUUGGACGAAGAAGCACUUUGAAAGUACACAUGAGAACUCACACUGGAGGAAAAAAAAAUAUUGUUCAAUCUGCGGGAAAGGUUUUGUAAAACGUCAGUGUUGAAAAGAACACACACUGGAGAAAAACGUUGUUUCUGCUCAGAACGUGGUAAAGCUUUUGUUCGAAGAAGCCCUUUGAAGGUACACAUGAGAACACACAUUGGAGAAAAUCAUUAUACAUGUUCAGUAUGUUGUAAAAGUUUUAUACAAAGUCCGCAGUUGAAAGUACACAUGAGACUACACACAGGUGAGAAAGUGUUGAGUUGCAGUGUGUGUGGUGAAAGAUUAUCUUCUAAGUACCAGGUAAGUGUGCUGGUGAGAACAGCAGCAGCAAAUGAAGAUGCAGGAUUUGAAAUAAACUGUCAAAACUUUAACUUUGACCUUCUAACAACAUCAGCACAUAGAUCCUAACAUUUAUAGAUUACAUAUUUUAGAUUAUUGCAUUUUUUCAGUCAAGUACAUGUUUUAAUAUACAACAUUGUGUACUUUUAUUUAAAAAUGAACACAACAUUUUGACUGUAAAGGUGAAAAUAAAAAGGACAAAACAUGUUACAAAUACUUUUUAUGUGUAUAGAGAUAUUCAGAAAUCAUUUUUAAUUAUUAUUGAUGUUAUAGAUUAAUUCCUUUAUAUGAUGUACAUAUUUGUUUUACAUGUGUUCAUACCUUUGCUUUUGAGUACACAUAAAUCCCUCUUAGUUCAUAUUUACUGGUUCACAUCUGAAACAUCUUCUGGACCACUUCUGGGAGCAUAUUAUCAUUUACUUUUACAUCAUUUGAGCAGUUGUGUUUUAUACAAGAUCAUUCACUUUUAAAAUGUGUGACUUUAUGAAUCAUUGGUUGGGUCUCAAUAAUCCAUUAUUUUAAUUACCUUUAUUACUCUCUUUUGUAAUAUGAAUAUUGUUUUAUAUGUAUGUCCCCUUUAUGCAAUAUGUAGAUUAGAGAAAAUGGCAACAUUAAAUGUGGAAGAUUAUGAAGGAUAGUUUUGUUUUUAAUCUACAUUUCUUAUUAAAAAACUA